AUGUAUAGCGAUAGUGCUGGUGGCACCAACAAAGCUCGUUCAAACACUGAUCAUCAAAAGAUUGCUAAGCUAGAUCGAGAAAAUGAAGUAGCACCUCCGCAGAAACUUAGUUUGUCGGUCGGAAAGGCCAUUCAACAGGCUAGACAAGCCAAGGGUCUUACGCAGAAGGACCUUGGACAAAGAAUUAAUGAAAAGGCUAAUGUUAUUAAUGAUUACGAAAUGAGUCGUACCAUCCCUAAUCAACAAGUUCUAUCUAAGUUGGAGCGUGUGCUUGGUGUAAAGUUACGAGGAAAAAACAUUGGAGACCCGCUUCACUAA
This is a messenger RNA of Acaulospora morrowiae, 318 nucleotides long. The record is from the annotation of a GenBank genome assembly. NCBI's taxonomy places the organism in Eukaryota, Fungi, Glomeromycota, Glomeromycetes, Diversisporales, Acaulosporaceae.